This is a messenger RNA of Epinephelus lanceolatus (giant grouper), 1015 nucleotides long. It is a transcript of the gene mrpl1, whose product is annotated as mitochondrial ribosomal protein L1. NCBI's taxonomy places the organism in Eukaryota, Metazoa, Chordata, Actinopteri, Perciformes, Serranidae. The record is from RefSeq and is a predicted model, not a curated record.
GUCAUUCCCAGACAUGGCAACCUGCACGCGGAGUGUGUGGAAAGUUUUAGCAGGAUGUCAGAGGCAGCUGUUGAGAGCCGGUGCUCCUGCCUACACCGGCAUCUCACCGACUGCACAGAGGUAUCUGCCCAUCAGGACUUUCGCAGCUGUCAAGGCACAAAAGGAGGAGGACACAGAGAAGGCGAAGAAACCAAGGGUGGUCAUCGAUGACAAAGACAGACAUAAGCCUUUCGGCAAAACAGCGUGGGCGCCCGUGGACGACGUGUAUGUUAUGAGGUUCUACCCCCAGGUGAUCUAUGACGCAGGAGACGCCAUCGACAUGCUGAAGAACUUUCAGAAGUUGGACUUCACUCCCCACAAUCAGCCUGUUUACAUCGAUCUGAGGCUAGACAUGAAACUGGAAAAAAAGAAAAAAGUCGACCCCUUUGUCAGCACGUUGACCUUACCGCACCCCUUCAAGACAAAGAUAAACAAAGUUUUAGUAUUUACUGAGGAUGCUAAUCUAGUGAAGGUUGCCCAGGAGAACGGAGCGAUGUUGGCUGGAGGAGUAGAGCUCAUGCAGCCGAUCUUAGAUGAUGAGAUCUCAGCAGACUUCUACAUAGCAGUGCCAGAAAUAGUGCCCAAGAUUCUACCACUGAAAAACAAACUGAGGAAGAAGUUUCCAAAGAGCAGGAGAGGCACAGUCGGGGUCCAGAUUUUGAAGAUGCUAGAGUUGUUUAAAACAGGUCACGAGUACAUGGUGGAGAGCAACUGCUUCGUCAGGACCCAGAUAGGAACGCUCGACAUGCCCAAAGAACACAUCUUUGCCAACCUGCAAACUAUCCUGAUUGAUGUUUGCUCCCACCGACCAGCUAAAAUGGGACCUUUCAUCGAGCGAGCGAUCAUCGCCAGUCACACCAGUGAAGCUCUGUGGUUCAAGAGCGAAGACGUUUUACCGACACCAGAAGAAGAUGAGUGACCUGUUCUCACAUUGUAUAUAUUCACUGUAUUGAAUAAAGUGUUUGUUCUGACUUUG